This is a messenger RNA of Protobothrops mucrosquamatus (brown spotted pit viper), 869 nucleotides long. RefSeq names its product voltage-dependent calcium channel gamma-7 subunit. Gene Ontology annotation, molecular function: channel regulator activity; voltage-gated calcium channel activity. Gene Ontology annotation, cellular component: postsynaptic density membrane; AMPA glutamate receptor complex. The record is from RefSeq and is a predicted model, not a curated record. The transcript has 5 exons. Gene Ontology annotation, biological process: postsynaptic neurotransmitter receptor diffusion trapping; regulation of AMPA receptor activity; transmission of nerve impulse. NCBI's taxonomy places the organism in Eukaryota, Metazoa, Chordata, Lepidosauria, Squamata, Viperidae. The coding region runs from base 1 to 846 and encodes 281 amino acids.
AUGAGUAACUGCAGCAGUCGCGCCUUGACCCUGCUGUCUAGUGUUUUUGGAGCGUGCGGGCUGCUCCUGGUGGGCAUUGCUGUCAGUACUGACUAUUGGCUGUUCAUGGAGGAAGGGAUUGUAUUUCCGCAAAACCAGACCACGGAAAUAGUCAUGGCACUCCAUGCUGGCCUCUGGAGGGUUUGCUUCUUUGCAGGUCAGAAAAAAGGCAGCUGUGUGGCUUCUGAAUACUUCCUGGAGCCGAGGCCUGACCCUGAUCCUGAAGGGCCCCUUGUUACGGAGAACACGGAAAAUAUCCUCAAGACCAUUCGCACAGCCACCCCCUUUCCCAUGGUCAGCCUCUUCCUCGUCUUCACAGCCUUUGUCAUUAGCAAUAUUGGACAUAUCCGCCCACAAAGAACCAUCCUGGCUUUCGUUUCAGGCAUCUUCUUCAUCCUCUCUGGGCUGUCCCUGGUGGUGGGCCUGGUCCUGUACAUCUCCAGCAUCAAUGACGAAGUGAUGAACCGUCCCAGUGGCUCGGAGCAGUAUUUCCAGUAUCGCUAUGGAUGGUCCUUCGCAUUUGCUGCCUCCUCUUUCUUGCUCAAAGAGGGUGCCGGUGUGAUGUCUGUCUACCUCUUCACCAAACGUUAUGCUGAAGAGGAAAUGUAUCGCCCACAUCCGGCUUUCUACCGUCCGCGCCUGAGCGACUGUUCUGACUACUCGGGUCAGUUCUUGCACCCUGAAGUGUGGCACCGUGGGCGCAGUCCCUCUGACAUCUCCAGCGAUGUUUCCAUCCAGAUGACUCAGAACUACCCACCAGCCAUCAAGUAUCCCGAACAUAUGCACAUAUCAACAUCACCUUGCUAGACCUGCCAUAGAACAUGGUGGAC